AUGUCGAAUGAGGAUCGUGAACAGAAGAUAGAGGAUGCUAGGAGACGCGUAGAAGAAUUGAAGAAGAAGAAGAAAGAGAAGAAAGAGAAAAAAAAGAAGCAAGAGGAGAAAGACACUGUGGAGGGUUUGCCAGAAACUGAUACUACAAUCACAAAUACGUCGGAUGCGGGGCCUCAGACUGUUGAAUCUGCACAUUCGUCUGUUACUUCUGCAGUCGUGACUCCUCAGAACAAAGAGGUAAUGAGUGAUAAAGAAGUAGCUGAGACGGAUGAUUUAUUUGGUGAGCAGGAGACAGAGCAUGAUUUUAUGACGACUAUAAGACAGUCCAAAGAGGAUACUGUUGUUAAGGGGUAUGAUAAGCAGAUCUCCGAGCUUCAGAAGCAGAUUAAACAGCUUAAGUUCAUUAAUAUGGAUCAAGAAAGUACGAUUGAGGAGCUCAAUGAUCAAAUUAAGGAACUUUCUACAGAGCUGGCUACGACCAAAGCUGAAUUGAGCGCCACAAAGGAGAAACUUAUUUCAACGCAGUCUGAGUUACAAAAGGCCAGUUCUAACGCAGUUAGUUCGCUAUCUGCAGUGAAUGUUAUGCAGCAUCCAGAACCUGUAACACCAGUACAAUUUGCGCGGUUUGCUUCUGCAUCUCCGGUAGAUGCCCCCAGACAUACGUCCAUCUCUCCUAUAGACAGAAACAUGAUUAUAAAGUGGAAGAAUUGGAAUAUAGAUAUGAGCGAGUGGAGAUCCCUUGGCGGUGGUCCAGUGGUGGAAUUUUAA
This is a messenger RNA of Eremothecium cymbalariae DBVPG#7215, 768 nucleotides long. It is a transcript of the gene BUG1, whose product is annotated as Bug1p. The transcript has a single exon. Bases 1 to 768 code for a protein of 255 amino acids. Lineage: Eukaryota; Fungi; Ascomycota; Saccharomycetes; Saccharomycetales; Saccharomycetaceae. The record is from RefSeq and is a predicted model, not a curated record.